Porites evermanni is the source of this 7784-nucleotide messenger RNA. Lineage: Eukaryota; Metazoa; Cnidaria; Anthozoa; Scleractinia; Poritidae. The record is from the annotation of a GenBank genome assembly.
GACGACAUCUGCUAUUUGGAGAAUAUUUGCGGAAAUGAUAUCCCUUUAUCCCCUAAAAGUGCCGAUAAACACACACUAUCGAAGAUGAACUUAACAUCGAUGGAGGUAAGCAUGUUUUAGCUUAUUUUACAUUGAAUGAAUUAAAACAGGAGCCCAUCAAAUGGAGCCUCCAUCUCCAUUAAUUUCUUGAGUCAACCCUUUCCCGAGUAGAUUUAUAAAUAGAACGGCUUGUUUCCCGCGAAAAGUGUCAUAUUUCCGUGAGUCUCGUAUGUCACCGUGAAAAAAAUGAAGUUGAAUGGAGUCGAACUCAUAAGCCCGUCCUUCGACCGUUUUCCUUUUUUACUAUACGUCCAUUUUUACAAUUUUACAGCUGUUGGGAUCUGGGUAUCAUGAAAUAAAAGUUAAUGAAUUACCCGACUGAGACUGAGCAUGAAGCGAUGGGACAAAGGCAGCGAACUGAGGGUCACGGAAAGGUUAUCAUUGCGAGUGUUUUUUUUUUUUUGCCGCUUUACAUCCCACAUUUAAGCAUGCACCUUGAAAAGAGUCGAUGAUUAAGCGUUCUGUGGACGAUUUGGAACUUUUAGAUGAUCAGCACCGAAAAAGUGCCAGGAUCAUUUGAUUUUUGUCAUCCCCGUGGAGUGGAUUUCGCCAGUUAAGCACCGCGUGAAAAAGCGAUGACCUAAGUAGCAACUAACGAGGGAUGCUUCAGUUCCGAAAUUUGCGAAAUUGCAGUCUUCCUUUACAACUGACUUGUAUCACCAUGAGAGUUGCCUGAUAAAACUUGCACUUGCAAAGUUGAACAGAAGACAACAGUUGCUCGACCGUGAAUAAUUUACUAACGGAGGAAUUUGUGACAUCGCGCUCCAGUCCAAAGACCCACUUAUCUCAAGAAAAACAAAAUGGAUUGUAUCUGCGCCAAAAGAAUCAUGACUGACUAACUGGACAAUUCUCAGCAGUUAAUGCAGAAGUUUAGGCUUAAUUUUUUCCUCCGAAUUCGCAUCUGUGGAUCACUUUUUUGCGAGAAAACAAUGGCUGGGCCCGGCGUUACAAAACAUAGCAGGGAAUCAUCACACUAGCUGACGGACAAAACAACCACAAGGACUACAAGUAUUUUUUUAGAUAAACGCAUUUCGGAAAAAAAAAGGCUUGAAAAACUAGAAAUUUGAUUAAUAUUGAGUCAUUUCAGUCAUUUAGCCGAAAUAAGAACCUUAACGCUCAAAAAAAUUGACUAAAGAAAACGAAUCCUGUCAGAACUACAGACUGCAGGUAGUAGUUAAUCAUUAUGCAUGUAACAGACCAGCUUCAUAGCCUCUAACUGUGAGACAAGCAACCGAAAUGAAGAUUAACAUUGUCAGAGUGUAAAACUCUCCACAGUAUAAUCUACCCACUAGAAAGAAAAGAAAGAAAAUCUCUGAGAGAUGAAAACGCUAAAGUCACGUUUCACUAGCUUAUGAUUGUGUUUGGCCUGUCAACACCGAAUUUCCUGCUGUUCGAUGAAGUACAAUAGCAGUGUCAUUUCGUUGUUGUGAUUGGUUCUUCCCUCCGUCGGCGCGCGAAGUCUCCCCUGGGAACCGUUCUAAUUAUAAAUCUACUCGGGAAAGGGUUGGCUCCAAGGGCAUGUAUGGGAGAUGGAGGCUCCAUUUAAUGGGCUCCUGAUUAAAACAAUUAUUGAAUUUCAUUUUGGCUUUCGUAUCACCUGAAGAAUUAUGGAGAUCUCGAUCUUUCUACUUGGCUCAAGUCAUCAUAGCCAGCAAACGUUGAAAAAAAUUAAAUUUGGAAUACUGGCGAGAUCGGAUAAAAUUACGUCAAUACAGUCUACAAGAUAAACGCCUGAAACUGAGGGACCGCAACCAACAAGCGCUGGGGACUAGUUUGAUUUGUACAACUGUAGAAAAUGGCUGAAAAGUUUACACGUUUCGCCAGGAAAAUGUACGCAAGAAAACAUCAAAUACAACUCGAAGUGUGCUGUUUGAAGAAUAUCUUCAAGACUAAACUUCUUUUUAAUUUGUAUACUGGAUUUGUCGAGAAAGAGGUAAAUUAAAUGAAGACGGUGAAUAAGCAUCGAUCGAGAAACUGUCUUGAAUGGAUAAUAAAACAACGAUUGGAUUCGUUUGUCGUAUGGUCAGAAGAAUUAUGCAGAUCGAGUUUCAUCCUACGAUGCAUAUUUUCACGAAAAAUGUUAGUAAAAUCGGCAUAACCCGGAAUCUAAAUAGAAUACGUCCUGCUGAGAUUUCUAACAUACAUGAAAAUGAAAACUUGAUUAUGCUGCGUGCAUUUGUGUGAAUCGACAAAAUUUAAUAAGUUUCAAUAAGCAUUUUGACCUUUGAUACUACUUUGUAUACAGAAAGUAGAUGCUGACAGUCCCCGUUUUACAAGCAUUUUACGCAGCACACUGAUGUACAGUGGCUAAUUAUGAAAGUCAAUAGUUUUGUAUCGGUAUUCUUAUUCAGAUCAGUGGCCUAUUACCGCAAUGAACAAGUAAUUACUUUACCUUAAAAUGCUAAUAUUUGUAAAUGUACCUUCUUUUAAAACUUGAUGACUAGCCUUUUGUCUAUUUUUCUUAAAGAAUAUUUCUGCUGUACCAGUAGGAAAUUCAAAUAAUUAAUAAGACAUAAUAAACUGCUACACAACUGAACUGCAAAGCAGCGAUUUCAACUAUUCCUACUUGCUGGUACAAUUAAAAUGCUGACAACGGCUAAACCUGUCUUGUAUAGUUUUUAUAUUCAGUAAAUGUUUUGAACCUAGGAGUAAUGCUAUAACUAAAUUGUAACGAUCAAGGUCAUCUAAGAGGGUGUAGUCCCCAACAGGAAUGUUGUGGACAGUCACAGGGCCACCGAGGUUUAGACAACCUGUGCGGUAGAAAUCUCCAUAGUCAAACUUAGUUGUAUCUACGUUUAUUUGUUAUUGACCUAAUUGGAUGGCCAAGUCUUCAAUUGAGUUAAAUUGUUUGAUUCUGUGUUUAGUUAUGCCAUUUCAGUGAUUUUUUUUAGUAUGCAUCUACUUUACCCCAAAAAUACCAUAUUUUCCAUCUCCAUAGUGCCAUAAUAUUUCCAUAAUAUUGGAUCAACUUUGAUUCAUAAGUAACUCAAUGUCUCUGUUAUUGUUUCAGUAUUAUCGAGGGACCACGCAAUGUUCAUUGCUUCAUGAUAACACGUUCUGAGCCGAAAUCACGGAAAUUCAGCUAACGUAUAUAUAAACAAAAAUCGUGUCCAUUAAAGGCUAGGACUAGCUGACGUCAGAUCCAGAUGAGCCAGUACACUCAAUAGUUGUUAAAAGUUUAUUUUAUAACUUAACUUUGAAACAAUAUCACCGUGCAACUCUGAUGCGACAUUUAUCUUGAUAUGUAAAACCUCGCAACUUGUUCUUCUCUUUAGGUCAUGCAUGCGAGUGAGAAAACGAUUUCCUUUUUCAUCGAGAAAGGAAAUAUUAUUAUAAAAGUUGGAUUUGAUUUGCUCUUGUUCUAGCGAGCCAAUAAGCCAUUUCCGAGUUCCCCAGGCCUCUUUUUCAAAACGAGGGUAGGUGCAUGCUCACCCUUUGAUAUGGAAAUCAUUUUUCAUUCUCAUGCAAAUAAAACUCAUUUUUACAAGAAACGUUGUGCACUUAGGGCCAGUUCAGACGUCGUGCUUCUGCCGUGCAGAACUAAAUUCAGGGAUUAAGUUCGACAAAAGCACGGCAGAUGCACAGCGUGUGAAUCAAACUUUUGAAUUAAGUUCGGAAAGCAAUUAAGUUCAACAAGCGCUGCCGUGCUACACGGCUCUGGCGCGCAAGCGAUUCAAACGUCGUGCUUCUGCCGCGCUAAGCAAAAUUCAUACAUUAUAUUAACGUAUUUUGGCGAGAUUGCGUUCCCACGGGGAGUUAGAAGGGGAAUUGUUACGAGGCAUCAGUAAAUCCUGAAUUUGGUUCGACUCUGGCACGACGUCUGAAUCAAAGUUGUUCUCCUGCCGUGCUACAGUCGAACCGAAUUAAAAUUAAGUUCGGCACGGCAGAAGCACGACGUCUGAACUGGGCCUUAGAAAUUGAGGGUUUUUGGAACUCGGAAGUGCCAUGGCGCUCAUCCGCACAAAUCUCUUUUGAUUAAGUAAUAUUAAUAUUUUGAUUUAUCAUAAGUUUAAGAUAACGCAGUUUAUCCCAGUUGUCGCGUAUGUGUAUCACGUUGUGUAUGUACUAUAGAUGUAUACACAGCUGUAUACAUGGAGAGAUGUGUCAUGAAAAGUCGAAUAACCGUUAACAUACAAACCACCCGCGCAAUUAAAAACAGAGGCUACAUCCCCCAGUCCACAGCUUAGUCUUUGUGACAUACUAUUGUUUCGAAGAUCUGUUGUGAAUUUCAUCUCUUAUAUGUGAACCUCGGUCAUUUGAUAUUGCACGUGGAAAAAGAGGCUAAUUGAAUGAGUUAUGAAGCAAUAGACUAUGACCAUAAGUCAUGAGUACCUCUCCAUUUUUCCUACGAACUUAAACUUAACUAUGUUCUUUUUCUUUUUCUUUCUUUGCACACUUUCUCUUUCCUAAGUAAAAAAAGUCUUGAGUUGAAAAAGUAAAAAACUCAAGACUGGAACAAGAGAGGUCAGCUAUAUUAGAACUUUUGUAUGGCAUUCUGUUGAAAAUAGAAUGUGAAACUAUAGUCCAAAAUAGAUUUUCCUUUUCAGUGGCCAUUUACAUCACUUGAUAUAUAUUAGGUGUUUCUAUUCCUGUACAAAAGUGUGGACUUGAAUUCCUGUUGUUUAGAGAGUUAAUUUACUCCACCGGACUCGACCGUCUUCCCUUUGUUUGUAUCAAUUUGGACAAGAAACUGACUGGUGAGAAUUAAUUCUUCACAGUUCUAAUUAGUCAGUCUUGACAAGUCUUGGUCUUUAGAAUCUUUCUAGCUUGGGGGUUGUUGGGUUCGCUUGUAAUUAGCUAUGGUAUCCAUUUUUAAAUGUAUAAUUGAUUCUUAAUUAUUUUAUAAAGCUUCCGCAUUAUCAGGGAAAGUGAAUCUUCUGUUAGUUCUGCCACAGGACAGUUGACUUAGAUCCGGCCUUUCGAAGCUUAGAAAAAGGAAAUACCUGUACUUUUUCUAUUCCACUUCUUUUAAACUUAAUUGAUUAGAAUAUUGAAUUUAUACUUGGCGAAGACCUCAGUCGAUAAUUAUAGCCAUAAUAUCAUAUCGAACAACCAUGAAAACAGUAUUAGAACAAUAAGCAGCAGUAGUGAUUGGAAUUCUCUUAUACCAAUAUCUUUAAUUUAAUAGAAUGUCAGAGUGCCGAUUUCAGUUCAACAGCUGAAGUGUCAGAAGUAUAACAUCUCUUUCUUUUUUACAUAAAAUACAUUGAAAAAAAUCAUUUUUUGAACUUAAAUUAAAGUCAUCACAAGAUGAUUCAAAUUAGCCAUAUGGAGAGUCACUCGCCGUUUGGCCCGAUGCUUAUAAGUGUAAAGUCUUGGCUGCGUUUGAAUGUCUAAUAUUUCAAAACUUACUGAAAACUUCACCGCCUGCAAGAACGAGGAUCACUAAAAACAUCUUGGUCAAAAGGUGCGUUUUAAAAUACAUUUUUGUUCGUCCAAACUUUCUCUCAGAUUGUUACCAGAAAAAAAAAUGUAUGGUUACUUUAUAGAUCUUUGUUUGCCAAGACCUGGAAUGAUAUCAAAGCGAAAGUGUGACCAACUGGUCAGAGAUUUUUUUGCAAUGCCAGAGUCAACAUGGCUUAAAAACUCUUUACACAGUGAUGGCGGCUCUACGAGGAAAUAAAUUAUUCUAGUCUGGAACAAUGAACAAACUCUCAACGUACUAUGAACAAUCAAGUGCCAAUUUAAUUUUCUUAUCAAGAUGAUCAGUUCCUGCCAGUCACGGCAACUUCAUUUUCACUUCCCAAUUUUACUUCAUCUUUUGUUUUUGAGACAAAUUACCACACGUCAGCUUAUGAUUCUCAAAAUUUUAAGAAAAAGUCAUUCUUAUUAUUGUGGAAUAUAAUGAUUUACUUAUUUACCUCUUAAUAGCUGUGACUCUAUUACAAACAAAUAGGAUUCCUCCCUAUCCCUUUGGCCUAACCGCAAGAAAUCAUGAAGGUAUGUUGAGUUUAUCUUAUUUAAACUGUCUCAAUAUAUAUUAGGUCAUUCAAUCUGCAGCUGAUUUACACCACUAACAACCCCUGACUAAUACAGUUAAGAGUCAAGAAACACGCGAGGGUGUGUUUAUGACGAGUUGAUCAUUACGUGGGGUGGCAAAUAAAUAAGCGAUGUUAGACUCUCUCUCGCAAUAUCAUUUGAACUCACGAAAAUAAGAGCCUUUAUGUAAUGCAUGCCAUAUCUGACGUGAAGAAAGUGAAAACGUGGCCAGGUACGAAUGUUAUGUGAUCGUCAUGACUAACACAAAGCUCGACUUUGGGGGUGACGCACCGAUCAGCGGUCGAACUUAUUUCAAUCGUGCCAGUCCUAAAGGAGAUCCAGGAAUAUGAAUUGAAUGAGGCGUUGUAUAAUGGGCUCUUUGCAGAAUGAAACGGUCACAUGGUACAAAAUACACCUAACUGGAUGAAAAACGACGCAGUGGAACCUUGAAAGAAAAGAAUAUUAGCUUUUUGAAUGGUGUAAUCUCUUUAGUUUUCUUGCCCUUCUGCGUCAGUCGUUUGCUAUCAAGCGUUACAAAGAUACAGUACUUGAAUUUAAUGGCAUUCGUGUAGACUUUCGUGACGCCGGUUAAGUAAGUUUAAAAUUGUCUCGUGUCUUUUUUAAAGCAUCCUCCUAACUUAUUCUUUCAGCCUAGAGCAUUCAGUCCUGUAAGAAUCUUUCUUCUAAUUGCGAGCCUCAUCGUGGUAUACAGUGCUAGUUUUCAUCCAGGUGGAAUUAAAGAUGGAGAAAAAAAGAUGAAAAAUAAAGUCAAAAACGAGCCACGAAGUACUGUUCGUGGAGUAUCAAAAGGCUGGAUAGCUCACGUGCGACGUACGCGGACUAGGAGAAAAUACAAACAUCGAAGUAGGAAUCCAACAACAAAUCCCCCUACAAGGAUCACUAAUAUACCAUCGUUAGGAAAGAAAAUCUGUCGGAACCACACAAGGGUUUCUCGAAUUCAAGACGAGCCUGGACCAGUCGUAUGCUUGCGAAGAACAUCCGAAGAGCUACUGAAACAACUAGAAUCUGCUGGAGGGUUUUUAAAAAGAUAUGUGGCAGUGAACAAAUCAGAUGCAGCCAAGUUUGAAGAUUUGACAACUUUUCAAAACGAAGAAACAAAUACUCCAAAGAAAUCGAAAAAGCUACGUUUUUCAAGCAAAUCUCAAGCAACAAAAUUUAAAUCAGAUUUGCUUCAUCAAAGGGAUGGCCCCACCAGCUCCCCUACCGGCACUGAAAUUCGUCAGUGCGAAGGUCGAGGCACAAAAGUAUAUGAAACUAAUCUUCAUCGAUUAUGCACCGAAUGUUCGGCAACCACGAAUCUCGGCAAAGACAAAUUCCCCAGAUACAUAAAUGAAGUAAUUUGUGACGACGCAGACCAUCAAUGCGCCGCAAAGAUGGGGUUAUGCUUCCAGCGGACAUUGCAUUUAUCGUUUUUGAGAUUUCAAGGCGAGUUUGUGGAAGACAAACUGUUAAGCAUCGUUGUGGGAAAAACUGUUUACAAAGAAGUGUGGGAGUCAUACGCUCAGGAACUAAGGUCUUGCUGUGAGUGUGAGAUGUAUCCUUGGAUUUAUAACCGAAUCGCUUCAAAAGAUGGUGGAGACUCUGACGCUCAAUCCGAUGAGGAGGACUCCGAAGCAGGUGAUGAAGAAGAAUUCGAGACAGAUGAUGUCGACGAUGAUGAUUCAUUUAUGAGCAAAGAUGUUUGA